Solanum verrucosum is the source of this 3153-nucleotide messenger RNA. RefSeq names its product receptor-like protein 9DC3. The transcript is spliced from 3 exons. Gene Ontology annotation, molecular function: protein binding. The record is from RefSeq and is a predicted model, not a curated record. The coding region runs from base 1 to 3153 and encodes 1050 amino acids. Lineage: Eukaryota; Viridiplantae; Streptophyta; Magnoliopsida; Solanales; Solanaceae.
AUGGCUAAUCUAAUGGUGUUGGACUUAAGAAGGAACAAUUUCACAGGGAGUAUUCCACCAUUAUGUGCGCAGAGCACUUCAUUGAGAACCAUUGUCCUGAAUGGUAAUCAAUUUGAAGGGAUGUCGUUGCUCAAGUACUGUGAUGGUCUAGAAAUCCUUGAUGUGGGGAAGAACACUAUAGAUGACACAAUUCCAGCUUGGCUAGGAACUCUUGAAGAGCUGCAGUUUAAGCAAUCUUUUGGAGUUAAUUCUGACUACUCCGACUGUUUUACUUCGUUCCCAAAAACAAAGUCUUGGAAUGAGAGUAGGGAUUGCUGCAGUUGGGAUGGAGUCACUUGUGACAUGUUAAACGGUCAUGUUAUCGACCUGGACCUUAGUUGCAGUCAACUUGGUGGAAGUAUUCAUCCCAACAGCAGCCUCUUCCAACUUCAUCAUCUCCACACACUAAACCUUGCUUACAAUUACUUCAAUUAUUCUUCAAUCCCACGUAACAUUGGCCAAUUGACAAAUUUGAGGCAUCUCAACCUUUCUGAUGCUUGGUUUGAAGGGAAAAUACCAACAGAAAUCUCAUACCUUUCCAAUUUGGUUUCACUUGAUCUUUCUGAUAGUUAUGGAUUACAACUUGAUGAGAGAACAUUUGAAACAAUGCUUCAAGACUUCACAAAUCUGGAGGUACUUUCUCUCUAUCUUGUCAACAUCUCAUCUCCGUUACCUGUGAACAUUUCUUCCUCCUUAAGGUACAUGGAUCUUACAGAUACUAAUCUGCGAGGUGUUCUCACAGAGAGCUUUUUCCUUGUGACAAACUUGGAAAGACUCAAAUUGAGAGGGAAUGAUCUUGUCAAAGGAGUUUUUCCAAAGAUCCACCGGAGCAACACUCUGUUAAUGGAGUUGGAUAUUUCAUACACAGGCAUCUCUGGUGAGCUGCCUCAUUCAAUUGGCACCUUGAAAUCCUUGAAUAUCUUGAACCUCGAAGGAUGUCAAUUCACUGGUUCCAUUCCUGAUUCCAUUGGCAACCUAACACAAAUUACGGAGUUGAUUUUAUCUCUUAAUCAUUUCACUGGCCAUAUUCCUUCCACAAUCUCUAAAUUGAAGCACCUCACAAUUUUACAUCUUUCGUCCAACUCCUUUUCAGGUGAAAUUCCCGAUGUUUUCUCUAACCUCCAACAGCUACGCUUUUUAGAUCUUUUUAAUAACAGCAUCAUCGGUUCAUUUCCCUCUUCAAUUUCAAACUUGACACAUCUUCAACGGUUAGACCUGUCGAGUAAUUCCUUAUCUGGCCCACUUCCUAAUAAUGCGAGCAAUCUUCAAAAGCUAACCCAACUGGAUUUGUAUGACAACUUACUGAAUGGUACCAUACCAUGUUGGUUGUUUAGCCUCCAUUUGCUAAGACCUUUUUUGUCUCUCGGUAAAAAUCAAUAUAGUGGACUACCCGAUGAGCUCAAAACAAAUCCAGCAUUAAUAAAACUGGAUUUAAGCAAUAAUCAACUCAGUGGUUCUGUUCCUCAAUCACUUGUGAAUCUCACAUACCUUUAUACCCUUGACCUUUCAUCAAAUAACAUCACCGGUCCAUUUCCCGCUUCAAUUUUAAGUUUGACACAUCUUGAAUACUUAGACUUGUCGAGUAAUUCCCUAUCUGGCCCACUGCCUAGCAAUGCAAGCAUGCUUCAAGAGCUAUUUUUUGUGGAUUUGUCUUACAAUUCGCUGAAUGGUACCAUACCAUCUUGGAACCUCCCUUUGCUAUCUUUGUUGUGGCUCAAUCAUAAUCAACUCAGUGGUUCUUUUCCUCAAUCACUUGUGAAUCCCACAAACCUUUCUACCCUUGACCUUUCAUCAAAUAACAUCACCAUUGAUGAGGGAAUAAAUAUCACCUUUCCUAGUCUAGAAGUUUUGAAGUUAUCAUCUUGUGAACUGAAGGAUUUUCCACACUUCUUGAGAAAUGGUCCACUACCUUCAUCCAUUUGUAACAUGAGCAAACUUGCCUUAUUAGAUUUAUCACACAACUACUUCAGUGACUCAGUUCCACAUUGCUUGGGAAGCAUGGCUUUUCUAACGGUGCUGGACUUAAGAAAGAACAAUUUCACAGGGAGUCUUCCUCCAUUAUGUGCACACAGCACUUCAUUGAGUACCAUUGUCGUAAAUGGUAAUCGAUUUGAAGGACCUGUACCUAUGUCGUUGCUCAAGUGUAAUGGUCUAGAAGUCCUUGAUGUGGGGAACAAUGCUAUAAAUGACACGUUUCUUGCUUGGCUCGGAACUCUUCAAGAGCUGCAGGUCCUUAUAUUAAAGUUGAACAAGUUCCAUGGACCUAUAAGUACUUGUCAGACUAAGUUUUGCUUUCCCAAGUUGCGAAUUUUUGAUCUUUCUCGUAAUGAUUUUAGUGGCUCACUUCCUGAAAAAGUUUUUGGAAGCUUCAAGGCAAUGAUUAAAUUAGAUGGUGAAGACACAGGAAGGAUCAAGUACAUGGAACCAUCUGAGAAGUCAUUCUACAUAUCGUAUGAGGAUUCAGUGAGUUUGGUAAUCAAAGGGCACGAUAUUGAGCUACAAAGAAUCAGCACAAUUAUGACAACCAUAGAUCUCUCAAGCAACCAUUUUGAAGGUGUCAUUCCAAAAACACUAAAGGAUCUCAGCUCACUUUGGCUACUCAAUUUAUCCCAUAACAAUCUCAUAGGUGGUAUUCCAAUGCAAUUGGGGAAAUUGAAUACACUUGAAGCUUUAGAUCUCUCUUGGAAUCGGCUCACUGGAAAGAUUCCACGGGAAUUGAAAAGAAUGAACUUUCUGGCCUUCUUAAACGUCUCUCAAAAUCAUCUCGUCGGACCGAUUCCUCACGGUCUACAGUUCAACACAUUUGAAAAUGAUUCGUAUGGCGGCAACCUUGAUUUAUGUGGUCCUCCUUUAUCAAAACAAUGUGGAACGAGUGAUUCAUCACAUGUUCCUCAACCAUUGGAGUCCGAAGAUGACGGCGAGUCAUAUUUUUUUAGUGGAUUUACGUGGGAAUCAGUAGUCAUAGGCUACAGUUUUGGACUAGUUGUUGGAACUGUCAUGUGGAGUCUCAUGUUUAAAUAUCGUAAGCCAAAAUGGUUUGUGGAAAUUUUUGAUGGACUCAUGCCUCACAAGAGAAGAAGGCCAAAGAAGAGAGCUCAGAGACGACGGACUUAA